AUGGCGGCUUCUCGGCUGAGGGUCGUCGGGGCCCUGGCUGCCGCCGCCGCUGGAAGCGGGGCCGCGAUCGUGUACAACCCUCUCAUUUCCUCCGAGAAUGACGCCGGCACCGGCGGCGCUUUGGAGAGUGUGCGCCGGAAGAUCGCCGAUCCCGCGGCCGUCGUGCCGUCGCGGGAGGUUCACAGGUCCGCGCUGAUGGGUUCCAGCACCGUCAAACCGCUCGACGUGCUCGUGGUGGGCGGGGGAGCCACCGGCUGCGGGGUUGCCCUCGACGCAGCGUGCCGCGGGCUUAGUGUCGGGCUCGUUGAGCGCGAGGACUUUUCUUCCGGAACUUCCUCUCGAUCCACCAAGCUCAUUCACGGAGGUAAGCUCCUUAUAAUUUCGUAUAUUCUCUUCUUAUGCUUCAAGAAUUGCGUGCCGUGACAUUUACUCUCUCCUUUGUUCAUAUGAUUGUGGAUUUUAAUUGGGCUACUUGCUACAAUACUAGGGAGUGUUUCCGUUGACGUGGAAUCACUGAAACAAUCUGAGACCACUUAAUUAACGAUUUAACCUAUCGACGUUAAGUUUUCCAUUUCUAAUAAUUCGUGAUUAUUUAUAAUUUCGAUUUUCUUUGUCACCUGGUUACAUUCUUACGCUGCUCUUUAGAAUAAUACCCAGUAUAUAUGGUUCUGAUGUUGUGACGACUGGAUGGUUGAGAGAGCCAAGUAAUUGAGUCAGUUCAUUUGUCUCCUUCGUCUGAAGGAGUUCAUUUGUAGUUUAAUGGCAUUACUUUUCUCCUUCCAGGUAAUAAGUCAAAAAUACACCAAAGACGUUUUGACUUGAAGAUAUAGGUGAAUUAUUGGGAAUUUUAAGCAAGAAACUGCUGAAGCCAAAAAAAUCGUUCUUUGAAACAGCACGUGAUUUUCGCAAACUGGAUUGUAGGCUCCAUUUUCUUGUUGAAAUUUUUUAACCAUGAGUACCUAUAUUUUGGAGACAUGCAAAAGUUUGCAGACUUCAAUGCCUCCUUUUUCGUCAUCAUAAUACAGAAAAAAAGGGGCCGAUUAAUCCAUCUCCUUCCUUUAUCCUUACCAUGUAACAUGGAAUACCAUGUUCUGUAGACUGUGCAGCGAAAGCUUGCUACAAUUUCUUUGAAGUAUUCGGGUAUUACCAAUUAAAAUUAUUUAUUUGUAAAGGGAAAACAUAAAAGAUCAUAAGAUCCAUUAUAAAGUCUCAUUGACACAAAUAAACAAUGAAAUGGUGUACAUUGGAAAUUACCAUGUAAGCCAUAAACAGUCAACCUUUUAUAGAUAAUUUUUAUUUUUCUCUCUUGUUAUGCAUUUGGAAAUGUCCAUUCUGGCUGUCAUUCGGUCUCGUGUCAGAAACUUUCCUGGUGGUGCCACCUAGUGAACAUUGGGAGAUGUAUUGUCCUGGCAAUUGAUUUUAGCCCAACAUGUGUGCUUCCUUGGCAACCACUAUUUUCAACAUGGGAGUCAUUCAAAUUCAAAAUUCUAAACUAUGGGGUCCAGCACUAUUUUCAAACUACUUAACUCAGCAUGCCUAGAAAAGCGUCUGAGGUUAUCUCCUUAGUAUGGAAAAUUCUACGACUAGUGAUGUUGAGAGUACAUCAAUUGACACAAGUAGAAAUCAUGGCUUAGCCAUUAGAAAAUUAACCCAAACCUGUGUAAUGAACAAUUUUCCUUGUUAGCGAAUUGUCAAGCAAGUAGACUUUGUAUGCUACAGAACUGGGUGACAAAAUAUCCCGAGAAUUAUCUUAUUUUCUCCUUUCAUUUUGAGAUAAAUUUUAACACACUCCUUUUUUUAAAAUUUCCCAGGGAUCAUGUCCCUAUGGUUCAUUUUUCUUUCCAGCUUACGUUAUCAUAUUUUUCAUUCAGCGUUUAGAUGAGAAUAUUCGUAGCAAUUAGUCAAUUUUAGCACUCUGGGUUUUUCAGUUCUUGUGGCAGGGGAGUUAUUUUCCUCUAUUCUGCUCGGUAAAUGUACAUCCUGGAUGUUUGAUUUUUUCCAAGGUUGCGUACUUCGGUUUGAAAAAGAUUAUUUUCUCUUAAAAUCACAAUGCUUUAUCCUUGUGUUGACUUACGAAUGGACACCAUUCGAAAGACGCCUCGAUUUCAUAUUGAUGUGCUUCUAAGGGGUGCAGCAUUGCUGUCUAACUACUUUCCUCAUCAGUUCUUUUUGCAUCAUCUCUCUGUUGUAGUCAAUAUACCUUUGGUGGUCAUCAGAAUGAUUUGAUAUUGAGUGGCUUUUCACGUGCUUGCAUACGUCAAUUGGGGCACGAGUCGCCCUAAUUGCCACUGUCUAAUUCUGUCCUAUUUAGUGGUGGUUUGGCGAAUUCGAAAUCUACCAAGGCAGGGCAGGGUAGAGAAUAAACAUCAUGAGCACAAGCAACCCUGUGAUUAUUAUUUUUAUAGAACUUGGACAUUUCAGUACACCACACAAUCUGUUUCUUGCAUCUUUUUCAGCUUCUUGUAUUAUUUUUUUAUGAGAAAAUAAUAGCAUAUUUUACUUGUGUUAUUCAUGUGCUUAUUCCUUUCCUGAUAGGGGUUCGGUACCUAGAGAAGGCGGUUUUUAAUCUUGACUAUGGGCAGCUGAAACUUGUUUUCCAUGCCCUCAAGGAGCGUAAACGGAUUAUUGAGAAUGCCCCACAUUUAUGCCACGCACUACCAUGCAUGACGCCGUGUUUUGAAUGGUUUGAGGUCGUGUACUACUGGUUGGGUUUGAAGUUGUAUGAUGUUGUUGCUAAUCGCCAUAUGUUGCAUUUAUCGCGAUAUUAUUCCGCAAAUGAAUCUGUUGAACUCUUCCCAACCUUGGCUAGAAAAGGACACAACAGAAGCUUGAAAGGAACAGUAGUUUACUAUGAUGGACAAAUGAACGACUCCCGCCUCAAUGUCGGAUUGGCAUGCACUGCUGCCUUGGCUGGCGCAGCUGUUCUUAACCAUGCAGAGGUCAUCUCCUUUAUCAAAGAUGAUUUGACUGGUCGAAUAAUUGGGGCUCGUGUUCGAGAUAAUUUAUCAGGUACCAUCAUUUUGUUUCAGCUUCUGUUCAAUUUAUUCGGUUUUCAUGCAUUCUAUUGUCAGAUGAUUUAGGGGUGGGUUUUCAUCUCUAGAUGCUGGACUGGUGGUUUUGCCUCGGCGAAUUGACUUUUUUCUCUGGCGUUGACUAGAGAAACUGGUGCUGUUUCUUGUCUUGAUCUCGUAAAAAGUUGUAUGAUAUCAAUCCUCUGCUGAGAAAUUAAAAAAAUAAAAUACCAUGGAUUUUAUUGAAUUGGGAUUUCGUUCUGUGCAUCUUACUUAUUUAUAGCUAUAUUAUGACUCGUUGACUAAUGCAGUGAGAACACAUUGACUUGAUCUAAUGGAUCCAAGCAUGCAACUCUGACUUAGCUCCAUGGUCACAUUAACCAUCAUAACUUUUAUCAUAUUUUUCCUUGUCAAAAUAAAUAAAGAUGAUAUAUUGUGGAGUUGACCAGCUUCUGCUUGCCACAUCAUAUUUCCAUCUGCCAACUGUAACCAGGAAAAGUCUUCGACACAUAUGCGAAAGUCGUGGUCAAUGCGGCCGGGCCAUUCUGCGACGCUCUGAGACAAAUGGCCGACAAAGGCGCAUCCCCUAUGAUCUGCCCCAGCAGCGGCGUCCACGUCGUUCUCCCCGACUACUACUCCCCAGAAGGAAUGGGCCUCAUCGUUCCCAAGACGAAGGAUGGCCGCGUUGUGUUCAUGCUGCCAUGGCUCGGUAGGACGAUUGCCGGAACCACAGACUCCAACACCGCAAUCACGAUGCUCCCAGAACCCCACGAAGACGAGAUACAGUUUAUACUGGACGCCAUCUGUGAUUACCUCAGCGUCAAGGUGGGCACCUUCUGUUCUCUGGACUCUCAGCUCCGGUCAGAGGCUCGCCUGGUUGACUGACUUCUGAGAGUAGACUCUGCGAUAGCUCAUCUUCAUCAGUUUGACUUCUGCAGGUAAGGCGCUCGGAUGUCCUGUCGGCAUGGAGCGGAAUUCGUCCGUUGGCCGUUGACCCAUCUGCGAAGAACACCGAGAGCAUCUCCCGGGAUCAUGUCGUGUUGGAAGACUUUCCUGGUUUGAUCACGAUCACAGGUGGGAAGUGGACCACUUAUCGAAGGUAACCAUUCGUGACGAAUUUACUCAAAAAAGAAAAAUGCUGAGUCAACAUCCAUGCAGGAACAAAGUCAACGAGGACACUAAAUCUGUGAUGAAAAUCUUUUCCUUCUCCUCUUUAUUUGCCUGGCUGUCUUGGGUUCAUCGUCUUUUAGCUCUUCUUCUUCUUCCCUGUUUGACUCUGGGCGGCCUAACCAUUCGCCGCCGCCCUCACCUGCAGCAUGGCGGAGGACGUGGUCAAUGCGGCCGUCAAGUCCGGCAAAUUGAAGCCCUCCAACGGCUGCCUCACGGGGCGAGUGCCCCUCGUCGGCGGCGACGGGUGGGACCCAUCGUCCUUCACAGAACUCGCCCAGAACUUCGUCCGCAUGAAGAAGACCCACGCCGGGAGGGUCGUCCCCGGCGUGAUGGACAGCGCCGCCGCCAAGCACCUCUCCCACGCCUACGGCAAUCUCGCCCACAGAGUCGCCGCCAUAGCUCAGGUACAGAAUGAACGAGAAUGAGUAUGAUCGCAGAAUGAGAAUCUUCUCCCUUCAUUCCAUCUGUGCAUUCUCAGAAUGAGAAUCUCGGGAAGCGGCUCGCCCACGGGUACCCGUUUUUGGAGGCGGAGGUGGCGUACUGCGCCCGGCAAGAGUACUGCGAGUCAGCCGUUGACUUCAUUGCCCGGAGGUCAAGGUUGGCCUUCCUCGACACCGACGCCGCCGGCCGGGCUCUGCCACGCGUUAUCGAGAUAAUGGCCGCCGAACACGGCUGGGACCGCCGGCGGCGGAGGGAGGAGCUCCGGCAGGGGAGGGAAUUCUUGGAGACCUUCAAAUCCUCCAAGAACGCCCAGUUUCACGACGGCAAGCACGCCACAGGUGAGUUCCCUGUCUCUCCCUUUCUCUCUCUGUUCUGCGGUUGUCUGGUGGGAAAUUUGAGACUUUGGCGUACUUUCCAGGUGCUUAAGUGGUGGUGCUCCGGAGGAAGGAGCUCGGGGGAUGAAGUCAAAAACAAAUUAUUUUUAUACCUUUAA
This is a messenger RNA of Spirodela intermedia, 5115 nucleotides long. The record is from the annotation of a GenBank genome assembly. Lineage: Eukaryota; Viridiplantae; Streptophyta; Magnoliopsida; Alismatales; Araceae.